This is a messenger RNA of Pyricularia grisea, 2264 nucleotides long. RefSeq lists its product as uncharacterized. Gene Ontology annotation, biological process: carbohydrate metabolic process. The transcript has 2 exons. Gene Ontology annotation, molecular function: hydrolase activity, acting on carbon-nitrogen (but not peptide) bonds. NCBI's taxonomy places the organism in Eukaryota, Fungi, Ascomycota, Sordariomycetes, Magnaporthales, Pyriculariaceae. Bases 271 to 1377 code for a protein of 368 amino acids. The record is from RefSeq and is a predicted model, not a curated record.
CUUCGACUUGUUCGUUUUUUUUUAUUACACCACUUUCGUUCAUCCAGCUAGGUUGCUGUUGAGCUUCAGGCUCACGCACCGUUACAUUCGCUGAAGUAUCAUUCUUCUCGGGAUCAUUUUGGAUACUCAUCAUCUACAUUCGCUUACUUUCUUUGUGGGGGUGUGAUUACAUCAACUUUUAUCCACGUAUCACCACUAUUCACUCGCUUGAGGCGGUGGAACAAAUCUAUUCAUCGACUAUCAUCAGUAUACCCAGCCAACAAAGACACAAUGCCUUCAUCAACCGCUUCAGUCUUCACAGUCUCGCUGCUGGCUACAAUAGCCACAGCCUCACCCUUUGCUGAGCAACAGCCGGCCGCCCGCCUGAACACUCGCGACAUGGCAAGACCAAAGUUCAGCAACGUCCCCUACGGCCAGCAGCUGAAAUCUUGCGUCCAGCCCAACAUGAUUGCUCUGACGUUUGACGACGGACCGGGCAUGUACACCUCCCACGUGCUUGACCUACUUGAGAAGGCCGGCAACCUCAAGGCGACCUUCUUCCUUAACGGCAAAAACGGCCAGAACGGCAUGGAAAUCACGGCCGUGUCAUCGGUAGUGAAGCAAAUGAUGAACGCCGGUCACCAGGUGGGAAGCCACUCGUACAGCCACAAGAACUUUGACCAGAUCUCUGCGGACGAGCAGGCACAGGAACUGUUGCGCAACGAGGAUGCCUUUGUCAACCUCAUUGGUGUGGUUCCAACCUAUUUCCGUCCUCCGUACACUGCCUGUGGAGCCACCUGUUUGGCGACUGCCGGCAAUCUGGCCUACCAUGUUACCGACUACGACCUCGACACCAAGGACUAUGAGGGAAACCUAGAGGCGUCCAAGAACAGGUUCCAGGAUGGCAUGUCUCAGGCGCCCAAGUCGUGGGUAGUGCUCUCGCACGACAUCCACGAGCUGACUGCCAACACCUUCACGCCCUUCAUGAUCGACACGGCCAAGGCUAAGGGCUACAAGUUCGUCACCAUCGGCGAGUGCAUGGGCGAUCCCAAGGAGAAUUGGUACCGCGACCCUACCACCGGCCGCGCCGUCGCCGCCCUCGGCAGCAGCAACAACGUCAAGCCACACGCACCAGAUAGCAGCUCGGUCGCCUCCACGACAGGUGCCAGCACCACGGCCGGUAGCAUGUCGUCCUCGAGGGCGACGUCCACACCGUCGGCUGUUGGGACGGGCAACAACAGCAGCGCAAAUUCAAACGCCUCGAGCACGAACUCUGCGGGCAGCCCGUCGUCGACAACCGCCGCUCCUUCCAAUGAAGGCGCAGCUAGCCGGAUGGGCUUUGGCAGCCUUUUAGCUUCUGUCGUCUGCGGAGCCACCCUAUUCGCUGUCUUGAUGUGAUGAACAAAAGGAAACCGCAUCAAAGAGCAAAGAAACUCAAAAAAACCUCGAAAAAAAAAUAUAUAAACCUUGAUGGCUAGAAAAGGUGUUCUUGUUUUUCUCUUUCUUGGACAAACUUCUCUUUGGAUAUAACCCUUUUUUCUUUUCUUCAUCGCAGCUGGUUAGAAAGAUGAGCCGGCCUUUUUAAUGCUAUUCGGCGCUUUGGAGAUCGUGCUUCCCCAUAUUGCUCGGCACUCGGCGCGUCGAAGGACGAUGAAAUGCCAAGACCACAUAAGGACCGGGGGGUGUCUUGGGGUGACCUUCAAGGAUGGUUGAGCUGGAUAUUGGAACGUGCGCAAUUGAUACCCGGGGAUUUCGGUUUCUUUUUCUUGUAUACUUUUUUCGUUUUUGGAACGGGUGACAGUAAAGCGCAGCGAGUUUUGAUAGCGAGGAGAUGAGGUUUAGAACUCUCUCUCUUGCUCUGUUUGUCUCUCCUGCUUCUGCCGGAGCUAUUCUUUGUUACUUCGUUUGUCGUUUUUUGCUUUUCUUAUAUAGAUAGAGUGUCCCUCAGUGGGGACGAGAUUUUUAACUCUUCAGCCAUCAUUCUAUCGUUCGAGGUCGCUUACUUGAUGGUUUUGUGUGGGAACCCUUGCAUGCGACGGCGCAAGAUGUGAUGAUGAAGAGAGCAUGGGCGAAAGAGGGCAACGAAGCCCCUCACGUCGGAACAUCCUCCUCCCAGGGUGGCAUACUCGUGUCAUCUCAGGUUUGGACAGGCGUUGGAUUUGAGUUGAGUCGCGUCGUCGAACCGGGUAAAUCCUCGUCCAUCAUAUGGUCCUCGGCGCAGUCGUACAGGGAGAAGCCCAGGAAGCAAGGACAGAAAGAGGUUGUUCCAUGAUCUAGGCUGAAAU